Messenger RNA from Paramisgurnus dabryanus, 2934 nucleotides. RefSeq lists its product as uncharacterized. Gene Ontology annotation, molecular function: RNA polymerase II transcription regulatory region sequence-specific DNA binding; DNA-binding transcription factor activity, RNA polymerase II-specific. The record is from RefSeq and is a predicted model, not a curated record. Lineage: Eukaryota; Metazoa; Chordata; Actinopteri; Cypriniformes; Cobitidae. Gene Ontology annotation, biological process: regulation of transcription by RNA polymerase II. Gene Ontology annotation, cellular component: nucleus.
CAAACUGCUUGAAGUAAGUUAAGUUGAAACGCGUGGGAGUGACAGCCUUCCGCGUUUAGCCUCAAAAUUUCAUGCAGUUUUGAGUUAAUGCAUCUUUAAAUGUCUACUGCAAUGUCCACAUCGAUGGGCGAGAAGCAAGUGUGCGAUACAAAGUCUUCGAAUGGUGGGAAUAUGGACUCAUUGCCUUACAACUUGAAUAAACCCCAGAAUGACCAGCUUAUAACCCAACCUAAACCUGUGUCAGUCAGCUUAUCCAAACUGGCUGAACUGAUCAGUCGCAUUGAGUACAAACCAAAACACCAUCAGUCUUCCAUCUGUAAAGAUUGCGGCCAAUCGUUCCCCAACUUGGUCAGUCUUGUGGAUCACCAAGAAAGAGAGCACGCCCUAGAAAAGCUUUAUUCCUGUCAGCGCUGUGGCCAAAAGUUCGCUUUGCUCGCUAGUUUGCAUCUACACAUCUGCCCCAGUCCACCUCCCAUGUGCCAGGCGUGCAGGGGGAAACCUAAGUGGGCAUCUCCUUGCACCACCUGUGGGGCUAAACCUCCAAGCCCGUGUCUCUCAGAAGAGCCUUCUGAUCACGACAACAGCCCCUAUGUGUGCGCCCCAUGUGGACGUGCCUUCAUCCACAAGCAGGAGUUGCUGUACCACCAGCAGGCUGGAGGAUGUCAGCCGGUUCCCGUCAGCCCGUCCUCUCCAGCUGCUACACCAAGCCCCUCCUCUUCCUCACCCUCGUCUCCUCCGUGUGCAAGGGUGUCUUCUUCCACGUGCGUUUUGUGUUCCAGAACGUUUCGCUCGGCCGCGGGACUCGGCAGCCACCAGCGACAUGUCCACCCGAAGAAGAAGAAGAAGAAGAAGAGGUCCUCAAGAGUCAUCACCUCAGGCACGAUGUUUCCGUGCCGUUCCUGUGACGAGGUUUUUUCCCAGACGUCAUUACUUCAGCUGCACAGGAAGGAGGAACAUCGACGAGAGAUCGUGGUCAGGAAAACGCAGAGAAACUCCGGGAAGACCACCAGGCAAAGACGGAAAGGCGAGACGUAUCCCUGCCUCCACUGCGGAAAAGUCUUCCUGCACCAUUUGACGCGCUGGGCGCAUUUCAAGCACUUCAGCGCUCACCACCAGACCCACCUCGCCACCAGCAGCAAAUCAACCAAAGUCGGCUUCAACCCAAAAGCAACUAAUGAGUCCGGACCCCUCGAAGGGCGUAAACUUUUAAAAAAAAGAGGCAGGCCGAGGACCAAACCUCUGCCAGUUUCAAAAGAUAGCGAGCAGAAGGUAAAAACAGAUGAUGGAGACACAGAUGAGGAUGAGGAGUUCACUUGUGUGUUGUGUGAAAAUGCUCAAGCUGCGCUGAAAGCUCACGAGGAGGUUCCUGAAACGGCAGACGCGUGUAGGUGCUGCAGUGUGUGCACGGCUGGUAUAACACUCGAUGAGAUACCAGAAAAUUGUGAAAGCAAAGUGUAUCACUGUGUGCCCUGCGCAGAGACCUUCAUAGCUCUGGAGGCUUUUCUGGAGCACUGCCAGAAGCAUCUCAUUCGUGAAAAGGAGGAAGAUGAAGAUCUGCUCAGCGAUUAGUAAACACACUACAGCACAAGUGCUUGAAAAGUACAUUGCGGCUAUAUAUUUUCAUUUAUAUAGGUGAUGUGUUGGGGUGUUUUUUUGUCUUGAGACCCCUAAAUAGCAGCUUUUAAAAUAUGCAUUGUGUCCAAGUGCCAGAUAAAUAAGAUACUUUCAGGUAAUAAUAAAAAUUCGGAAUAGCCAAUUGUGUUUGUUUUGAUACGGGUACUUGGUCUAAACCACUUCUGCUUGCCGCAAAAUCAGGAAAAAUUUUCAAAUAUUUUGCAUGUAUAUAUUUGUUAUAUAGCUGUGAAGAGAUUUUUUUGUCAAAAAAGUUUUUGUAUGGUUGUUGCUAACUGAAACUUAAAACCAGGAAUGAUGUUUAUUUCUAUUUGUCAAGUUGGAUAACAUACCUCUAGAUCUGCACCUGCCUACAGAAAUAUUUUAUUUUAAUGGUUGCAAUAUUUAAUUGUCACAUGAUUGUAGUUUAUGAAAUACAACGAGUGCAAAGUCAACAUCUCAUCACAUUUUGUAGCUGAAAUAUUAUAAAGUCUUAGUUAAUCAAAGGUCUCAACAUCACUGAUAGACUAUUCUGAGAUAUGUUUUGUUUUAUAAGUGUAAAAUGACCGAUACCAGUGUUGUAUAAAUAAAUAUAACCUACAUUUCCUGCUGUAAUACCAAAUAUUUCAGGUAUUAUUCAGAUUUAGUGUCUGGAUUAAUAUCACCUUUUUUGCUGUGGGUUAGGAUGAACUAGAAAACAAUGUUUUUUUUAUAUUUAGACAAUCAUAUCAAAUGUCUGAUCUCCUGAAAUGAUUUAUUUGAAAUUAAAAUGUAUUUGUGUACUACUGAAAAGAAUUAUGUGCUGUUGGAGACUUCACAGUCUUUCACAGAGAACAAAUAGGAAGUAAUUUCUGUUACAGAUUGUACAUGUUUUUAUAUCAUGCAAUAUUAACCUUUACACACAAUAAUGUUACUAAGUUUAUAUGUAAUGCUUCUGUACUAACGUUUUUGUAUAACCAGUACCUAAUAGACUUCAGGUUCCAGUGAUUGUUCAAAAUAUUUUUGCACUACUUUUCUUAAUUUUUUAAUGAAGCUUGUUUUUGAACACUGUACCAAGCCACUUUACGGCUCACGUUUUACAAGACUAAUGCAUAUGUAACAAGUGUAAGAGCUUUUUUACGAUUUUAUUUUAAUAACAGCUUAAAGGCAUAAUGUGUUUAGUUCUCUGCAUUAAUCUCUUUAUUUGCAUCUGGCUACCUCCAUUGAUUGUUAACUGCUUUAUUUCGAGAUGUGGGGUGUUUUGGUGUACGUCAAAAUUAAUUUACCUCAUGUUACUUACACAUUGCAUAUAUAUUGCUUUCGAAUAAAUUCUUAUAAACUUUG